Molecule: messenger RNA, 435 nt
Organism: Cooperia oncophora
Lineage: Eukaryota; Metazoa; Nematoda; Chromadorea; Rhabditida; Trichostrongylidae
Source: the annotation of a GenBank genome assembly
AUGGUACGAACGAAUGUGAGAGGUUCUAAGUUUCAAAGAGUACUAUUGUACCGUUUCCGUCCCAACCGCCGCCAAGUUACCCGUGAUAAUGACGCUGACAAGAAAUCCUCUGCGAACACCAACCAGGUGAAUGCAUCACCUGACGGCCAAGGGAAGAAACCGCUCAGAGGAAGAAGGCAGGGUCGCCGUUUCCGUGGACGUCGUACCCGACAACCGCCAGCAGACGAAGCAAACGGUACAGUUCCUGCCACUGAUGGACAGGUGACAACAAAUGCUGAAGCUACCGGCACUACAACGGGGAAGCCAAGCGGUCCAAGACGCCGUGGCAACUACUUCAAUCGUCGUUUUAGACGCCAGAGCAAGAACGAGCCUAAACGUGAAGGAGGACCUGAAAUUGAGAGUCUUAAUGCGUCGGAUUCUGGACACGCAACCGAU